Molecule: messenger RNA, 522 nt
Organism: Sinocyclocheilus rhinocerous
Lineage: Eukaryota; Metazoa; Chordata; Actinopteri; Cypriniformes; Cyprinidae
Product: deoxycytidylate deaminase-like
Exons: 5
Coding region: 1-522 (173 amino acids)
Cellular component (GO): cytoplasm
Molecular function (GO): dCMP deaminase activity; zinc ion binding
Source: RefSeq, a predicted model, not a curated record
AUGACGCAAAAACGUCAUCGAGAACCAGACCGCGGAAGUGAAACAACUGAGCGUUUCAUUGGUCUGCGGAGCCUUUCUUUCACUUUCACUUCCGCUUCCACAUUACGCCACGCCGCCUGCUGUGCUGGAACUCGACGACACUACCAAACACACAGUGAAGGUUUGACAAAGAAGAGGCAGGACUACCUGGAGUGGCCUGAGUAUUUCAUGGCUGUUGCCUUCUUAUCAGCGCAGCGGAGCAAGGACCCCAGUUCUCAGCUUCUUUUGAUCAAAGGACACAGGCCUCUUAUCCGCUCCAUGUACCUGUGUCACGCAGAGCUGAACGCCAUUAUGAAUAAGAACUCUGCAGAUGUCAAGGGUUGCACCAUGUAUGUAGCGCUAUUCCCCUGCAACGAGUGCACCAAACUCAUUAUUCAAGCAGGUAUAAAAGAUGUGAUCUAUUUGUCAGACAAAUACCAUGACACUCCAGAAAUGACUGCCUCCAGACGGCUUCUUAACUUGGCGGGCAUCACGUACAAGUGA